AUGGCUGAGAAACCCUCCCAAAAAAUGGAUGAGACAACUCGUGAAGGAUUUUCUAAAACCAUGGAGUACUCUACCAAUCAAUGUCAAGAAAGUCAAUGGAAAGAAAGUAAGGGAAGUGACAACCGAGGGAAGACUAGUAACAGUUGGUCCUUACCCGCCGAUUCGCGUUCACACAAGCUCAGACGCACUUUGUUUACUAUGGAGUUUCUACAUAAAGCUUCCAACCAGGAGAGCAACACUCGAGAAGCAAAGGAACUUUCUCAUUCGGAAGGUGGGAGUUUUAAAGAGGCAGUUCAUGAUGAUGGAAAGAAGAAAGAAGUACCGUCCACGUAUGAUAAGUAUUACAUACACAACACAAAACAACAAAAUAGGGAGAUUCAUGACCGGAGUCUCGGUUUGUUUAACACCAGCAAAACCAUCAGUACUCACGUCAUCAAUGUUGGAGGAAAUGAGAGAGAUGGUUUCAGAAUCGAAGGCGAAAGAUAUGAAAAUAAUGAAAGGGGUAAAUACUGUCCUAACGCAACAAGAAUCAGAAGCUUGCACGUGGCCCUGGGGGAAUUGCGCAGAAUUAGUGCCGUGGGAAGCACUACAGGGACUGAACGGGAACCAUGUCGAUUUGUACACCCUCACUUUCACGUUAGAACAGGCGGAAGUACGGAACCCGUGCAUAAAAUGCCAGAGGGUUGCGGACUCAAUGAAUCUUGUAGGUGCGGCGGCGAUUCACCAAUGGUAAUUGAAGUCAUUGCAAACGAAUGUGAACGUAAUGUUUUUGCAUCCUAUAUUAACCAUGGGGACUGCGAUGUAUUAAAUAUUAAUUGCAUUAAACCGGGAUCAAGUCUUGAAGAUUAUGUUGAAGAAGUUCAAGAGUAUGGCUUCAAUCACAUAAUACUCAUUGGAGAGCGUGAGCAUGGAAUAAUUUUCCUAGAUUGCUAUGGUCGUCUUUUUACAUUAGAUACAAUGACUGGCGUAUUGUGGCCACUUGGAGAUAAUUUCGAAGAGGCAGUUAAGAAGCCAUGGACUGGCGAAUUGGCGUGGAGUGUUGAUGAAGCUGGGACUAUUUUUGAAGUCGAGUAUUAUGGCGCUAUUCGUGGAGAUAAAGAAGAUCAAAAACCUCUGAAAAUCGAAGAAACCCGUAAGAAACCCAAAACUAACAAAGGAAAAAAGAAGAAAAAUAAAAAGAGCAUACUUUUUUGA
Rhizophagus irregularis DAOM 181602=DAOM 197198 is the source of this 1194-nucleotide messenger RNA. RefSeq lists its product as uncharacterized. The record is from RefSeq and is a predicted model, not a curated record. NCBI's taxonomy places the organism in Eukaryota, Fungi, Glomeromycota, Glomeromycetes, Glomerales, Glomeraceae.